This is a messenger RNA of Limanda limanda (common dab), 366 nucleotides long. RefSeq names its product parvalbumin beta-2-like. NCBI's taxonomy places the organism in Eukaryota, Metazoa, Chordata, Actinopteri, Pleuronectiformes, Pleuronectidae. The transcript is spliced from 6 exons. Gene Ontology annotation, molecular function: calcium ion binding. Gene Ontology annotation, cellular component: nucleus; cytoplasm. Bases 4 to 366 code for a protein of 120 amino acids. The record is from RefSeq and is a predicted model, not a curated record.
AAAAUGGCCUUCAAAAACAUACUGGAAGAUGCUAAAGUUGCUGCAGCCCUGGUGGAGUGCAAAGACGCUGGCACGUUCUGCCACAAGAAGUUCUUCGCCACCUGUGGUCUGGCUGGCAAGAGCGCUGCAGACAUAAAGAAGGCUUUCUACGUCAUUGACCAGGACAAGAGCGCUUUCAUUGAGGAGGAUGAGCUGAAACUGUUCCUGCAGAACUUCAAGGAAAGUGCACGUGCUCUCACCGAUGCAGAGACCAAGGCUUUCCUGAAGGCCGGCGACACCGACAAUGACGGCAAGAUCGGAGAUGAUGACUCGCCUGAGGCCACAGACUCGCCUGAGGCCACAGACUCGCCUGACUUCAUUAAAUGA